UUCCCUGCAGCAGAGGCGGCGGCGGCGGCGGCGGCAGCAGCAGCAGCUUCACGGAGGGCAGCGGCGGCGGCAGCAAUGCUCAGUCUCCGCUGGAGGUGACCGCCUCCGAGCCCUGCUAGGUGGCUGGCUGCGCCCGGACGCCGGCGAGGAGAAAAACCGAGCCUCGUCCUCCUACCCUGCGGCCACACAGCCCGACCCUUUCUCUGCGCCAUGGCUUAAGCCGGCACUCACCUCUCCUCGCGUCGCCUCGCUCGGCCGGGGUCGGCGCGCCGCCGCAGCCUCAGGGAGGGGCGCAUCCCAGACGCCCUCGCUGGGGACUCGGGGAAGCGGUGCUUCUCGCCCUUCGGCGCCCGCAGCCGACUGCUCUCCCGAGACCUUUGCAGGAGGCUCCCAGAGGCGUUCGCAGCCAGUAAUCGAGGGACUUCCCACACUAUCUCAGCAAUAGCUUUGCUGGCCCGACCUUGGAAAUCGGGCUUUCUCCCCUGUUGCUUUCUACGGGAGGAGCUCCAGGUAGCUCAGGCUGAGCAGGAGAAAAACGGUGGCAACCAGACUGGCUGGUUGGGGGCCAGAGGGCUGAAGGAAGAGUAGAGACUUGUUUUAGAACCGCAGAAAGAAAGAGGAGAGCCAGCUUUUGCAGGCGGCAUCAUGGCGUGGCCGUGCAUCACCCGGGCCUGCUGCAUCGCCCGCUUCUGGAACCAGUUGGACAAGGCGGACAUCGCCGUGCCGCUGGUUUUCACCAAGUACUCGGAGGCCACCGAGCACCCAGGCGCCCCGCCGCAGCCACCGCCGCCUCAACAACAGCAGGCGCAGCCGACACUCGCUCCCCCCUCGGCGCGCGCGGUCGCCAUAGAGACUCAGCCGGCCCAGGGCGAGUUGGAUGCAGUUGCCCGGGCAACAGGGCAGGCCCCGGGGCCCGGCGGUGACCGCGAGGCGGCGGCGGCCCCGGGCCGCAGCGGCCAGGGCCCGGGCUCCUCCUCCAGCGCAGGCCCGGCGGACUCGGUGAUGCGCCAGGACUACCGCGCCUGGAAGGUGCAGCGGCCCGAGCCGAGCUGCCGACCGCGCAGCGAGUACCAGCCGUCCGACGCGCCCUUCGAGCGCGAGACCCAGUACCAGAAGGACUUCCGCGCCUGGCCGCUGCCGCGCCGCGGUGACCACCCGUGGAUCCCCAAGCCGGUGCAGAUCUCUACGUAUCCCCAGGCCCCAGAGCCCAUCCUCGGGGCGCCCAAGCGCCGGCCGAAGAGCCAGGAGCGCUGGCCGGUGCAGGCCACCGAUGAGGCUCCAGAGCAGGAGACGGCUCCUGGCGGAGCGGGCGUCCUUGCGGCCGGAAAGGCAUCUGGUGGGGACGAGCGCGACGCACGAAGGAAGGUCGGGCCCUCCUGGAUGCUGCGUCGGGCCGAGGGGCUGGGGCUUGAGCAGACACCGCUGCCAACGGCCCAGGUCCAGGUGGCGGGCCCGGAGGGUGGCAAGGGGCGUGCGGCGGCGGACGCCCUCAACAGGCAAAUCCGCGAGGAGGUGGCGAGUGCGGUGAGCAGCUCCUACAGGAAUGAAUUCAGAGCAUGGACAGAUAUCAAGCCCGUGAAACCAAUAAAAGCCAAGCCCCAGUACAAGCCCCCAGAUGAUAAGAUGGUUCAUGAGACCAGCUACAGUGCCCAGUUCAAAGGGGAGGCCAAUAAGCCCACACCGGCCGAUAUUAAGGUCAUUGAUCGCAGAAGAAUACGCAGCCUCUACAGCGAACCUUUUAAGGAAUCCCCAAAGGUAGAGAAACCUAGUGUUCAGAGUUCCAAACCAAAAAAGACCUCAGCGAGCCAUAAGCCCCCGAGGAAGGCCAAAGACAAGCAGGUGGUAUCGGGCCGGUCCGCCAAGAAAAAGAGCGCGGAAGGUCCCAGUGCCGCCAAACCGGAAGACAAGGAGCAAAGUAAAGAGAUGAACAAUAAACUGGCUGAGGCUAAAGAGAGUCUGGAUCAACCUGCCGGUGAUUCACAGGAGAAUCGAGGUCCUAUAGCCCCAGAGCCAGACAAGGAUCAAGGACUCAUAGUUCCAGGGCCUCUGAAAGGUCAAGGUCCUGUGAUCCCAGAGCCUACGAAAGAUCAAGGUUCCACAGACCCAGGACCUCCAAAGGAUCAAGGUCCUAUGGUCCCAGAGCCUCUGAAGGAUCAAGGUCCCGUGGUCCCAGAGCCUCUGAAAGAUCAAGGUCCCGUGGUCCCAGAGCCUCUGAAGGAUCAAGGUCCCGUGGUCCCAGAGCCUCUGAAGGAUCAAGGUCCCGUGGUCCCAGAGCCUCUGAAAGAUCAAGGUCCUGUGGUCCCAGAGCUGCUAAAGGAUCAAGGUCCUGUGGUCCCAACACAAGUCAAGGAUCAAGAUUGUGUGGUGCCUGAGCCUUUAAAGAAUGAAGGUCCCAUGAUCUCAGCGCCAGUCAAGGACCACAGUCCCAUGGUCCCCAUUUCUCUAAAGAAUCAAAGUCCAAUGAUCCCAGAAAGAGUCCAGAAGCAAGGUUCUAUGGCACCUGAGCCCCUGAAGGACCAAAGCCCAGUGGUCCCUGAGUGUGAGAAGACUCAAGGUCCCUUGGCCCCAGCACCGGUCAAGGAUCAAGGCCCCAUGGUCCCAGAGUAUCUGAAGGAUCAAAGUCCCAUGCUCAUAGCACCUAUAGAGAAUCAAGGUCCUGUGGUCUCUGACCCUAUAAAGAAUCAAGGUUUAGUGGCUCCAGAGCAGCUGAAGGACCACGAUUCUGUGGUUGUGGCACCUGUAAAGAUUCAAGGUCCUGUGGGCCCUGACACUGUGAAGAAUCAAGGUCCCAUGAUCCCAGCCCUAGUCAAGGAUCAAGAUCCCACGGUUCCAGAGCCUCCAAAGAAUCAAGGCCCUGUGAUACCUGAGCCUGUGAAGGAUCAAGUUCCUAUAAUCCCGGGGCCUCUGAAAGAACAAGAUCCUCUAGUGCCAGCACCAGCAAAGGACCAAGGUCCUAUGGUCCCUGAAUGUCUGAAGACUCAAGGUCCCAGGGGCCUAGAGCUACCCACUGUCUCACCUCCACCCCCAGUCGUGAUCCCAACUGUCCCCCAUUCGGAAUAUAUUGAGGAUUCCCCUUGACACUCACCCCCCUGACAUGCCAAUGAAGGAACUAGCAGUGAAUGUGCUCCCCUCCCAGGGGCAGUAAAGACAUAUAUUUAAUCUGCAUGAAACACAUACCAUAUAGUCUUGCUGGAAUCUAAUAAAACUGGUCACCCUGGCUCAGCACUGUCUCUCUCUGGUUCUGUGUGUGUAUGUGUGUGUGUGUGUGCGCGUGCGUGCGUGCGUGCGUAUGUGUAUGUGUGCGUAGGGCUCUGCAUUCACCCAACUAGACCAGAGGAAUCUGAGAAAUCCCCAGCUCCUCUGAGUUGUCAGCAUGAGAUAGGAGUGGCAGGAGAUGCUAGGAUACUGAAGACAGGACCCCAUCAUCCAG
Molecule: messenger RNA, 3430 nt
Organism: Loxodonta africana (African savanna elephant)
Lineage: Eukaryota; Metazoa; Chordata; Mammalia; Proboscidea; Elephantidae
Gene: MAP6
Product: microtubule associated protein 6
Exons: 4
Coding region: 646-3078 (810 amino acids)
Biological process (GO): regulation of microtubule cytoskeleton organization; dendrite morphogenesis; microtubule cytoskeleton organization
Cellular component (GO): microtubule; cis-Golgi network; Golgi-associated vesicle
Molecular function (GO): calmodulin binding; microtubule binding
Source: RefSeq, a predicted model, not a curated record